AUGAUUGCACAUUUUGUUGAGAAGGGGCUGGUUUGUUGUGAUUUAUUUUGACAAAUUUAUGGACAUUUAAAGAAGCUUUCAUCGCGAAAUACUCUGUAGAGUUCCUCGUUACUUACAGUGUGUUUUGUAAACCGAGCAAUAUUGGAAUGGUGAGGCUGCCACACAGCUAAAAUACAACAUGACAUCAUUCAAAUCAAGGCUGAAAGAGCUGGAUUGGAUGCUGGAAAGUGAUAUGAUAUGCUUGAAAUCACUUCGAAAAUUUUGUUUUCAAGGUAUUCCUGUGGAAAACGGUCGGCGAGCUCUGUGCUGGAAGCUGCUGCUGAACUACCUGCCGCCCAGCCGGUUGGCCUGGGAUGAGGCGCUGGACGGACAGCGCUGCGCCUACCGCCGCUUCGUCCGCGAGAUGGUGGUGCGUCCCGGUGGCGCCGCCGGCGGGUCCGCGGCGGCCCGUGUCGACGUCACCGAGCACGACCAUCCCCUCAGCGACCAGCCCAACUCGCAGUGGCAGACCUUCUUCAAAGACAACGACGUCCUGGGACAGAUCGACAAAGACGUCAGGCGUCUGUGUCCGGACAUAUCGUUUUUCCAGCAGCCCACCGAGUUCCCGUGCCAGGAGGUGGUGUGCGGCGACUACCACGAGCGGCUGCACGAGCGCGUGCAGCGCGUCUACCUGGACUCGGCCAGCGUGUGCCGAGUCGGCCUCGGCAUGCAGACGAAGGUAGACGCCAAGCGGCGCCAGCAGGAGCACGACUACGCGGCGCUGCCCGGCGGCCAGGAGGCCCACUGGGAGGUCGUCGAGCGCAUCCUCUUCAUCUACGCCAAGCUCAACCCGGGACAGAGCUACGUGCAGGGCAUGAACGAAAUCGUCGGACCCAUCUACUACACGUUUGCCUCGAACCCGGACGCACGCUGGCGAGAGCACGCGGAGGCGGACACGUUCGGUGUCUUCACCAACCUGAUGUCUGAGAUCCGCGACUUCUUCAUAAAGACGCUGGACGACUCUCACUCUGGCAUCAACUUCCGUCUGCGACUGCUGAUGGAGCGGCUGCACCACCACGACCCGCACCUGGCCGUGCGGCUCAAAGUGCAGCAGCUCUACCCGCAGUACUUCGCCUUCCGGUGGAUGACGCUUCUCCUGUCACAAGAGUUCACCCUGCCCGACGUGAUAAGAAUCUGGGACUCGCUGUUCGCGGAUGAAAAGCGCUUCGACUUUCUGACGGAGGUGUGCUGCGCCAUGAUGAUACAAGUGAGGGAGCAGCUCAUGUCCGGUGACUUUGCGCACAACAUGAAACUGCUGCAGAACUACCCGCCGAUGGAGAUUCGCACCGUCCUGGCCAAGGCCGAGUGGCUGCUGUCGCGGUGACACCCCGUGCCCGAGGGGUAGGGGGCCUGGCUGCGGCCGGCUGCUCGUCAAGGAGCUGUGUAUGCACCUGUUAUUUUCCUGUGUAUCGAGGUAUCGUGGUGGCGUUUGUUACGAGCGUCGUGAAAUGCUGUUGACAAGUCAGCAGAGUAUACUUAAUAUCCUGUGCAUGAUAUUCAUCAGUCAGUUUUAUAUGAAUACCAAGAUUGUUCAUACAUGUAUGCUCACAAGUGCUUCAUAUGUAUUGCUAUAAUAAUUCGGUACGCUGUGACUGCCAUUUAGAGAUCGAUCACUGACCGUCAUAUUUUGCUCAAAUGCGACGGAAUCCGUGAACUAAUCAAAAUGCAAAACUCUGGAGAUGCUAUCAGUAGUAAUAUUUUGCCGAUUAUAAGACAUGUAAUGCAACUUAUCGGGCUUUGGUUGAAGCAAUAGUUACUUGCGUAAAAUAAACUGGUCGCGUUGGGCGCUGAA
This is a messenger RNA of Amphibalanus amphitrite, 1831 nucleotides long. RefSeq names its product TBC1 domain family member 13-like. Gene Ontology annotation, molecular function: GTPase activator activity. The transcript has 10 exons. Gene Ontology annotation, biological process: activation of GTPase activity; intracellular protein transport. Bases 179 to 1363 code for a protein of 394 amino acids. The record is from RefSeq and is a predicted model, not a curated record. Lineage: Eukaryota; Metazoa; Arthropoda; Thecostraca; Balanomorpha; Balanidae.